Molecule: messenger RNA, 1217 nt
Organism: Silurus meridionalis
Lineage: Eukaryota; Metazoa; Chordata; Actinopteri; Siluriformes; Siluridae
Product: transmembrane protein 50B-like
Exons: 7
Coding region: 188-664 (158 amino acids)
Biological process (GO): late endosome to vacuole transport via multivesicular body sorting pathway; protein targeting to vacuole
Source: RefSeq, a predicted model, not a curated record
UCCUGGCCAAUCACCCCACAGGGAAAGACAGCUCGGUUAAAACUGCGUUUGUAGCUCCUAGGAAUCCGAGUGGAUGUGUUUCAGAGACUGAUACUGCAUUCAGAAAAGUGUAUGCAGUGUAUGCUAAUGAGCCAAACUCACUGAAGUAAGGAGGUGUGUAAGUUAGAAGGAGGAGCUGGAAACAGACAUGGCUGGGUUUCUGGAUAAUUUCCGCUGGCCAGAGUGCGGAGGUAUUGACUGGUCUGAGAAAAGGAACACAGUGGCCUCCAUCGUGGCUGGCAUUCUGUUUUUUACAGGAUGGUGGGUUAUAAUCGAUGCUGCUGUGUGCUACAAGAAUACUGAUGAUCUAAAUCAUGCAUUUUACACAUGUGGUGUUUUCUCUACAUUGGCCUUUUUCAUGAUAAAUGCUGUUUCAAAUGCUCAUGUCCAUGGGGAUAUGUAUGAAGAGGGCUGCCUUGGCCGGAUAGGUACUCGUAUUUGGCUCUUCAUUGGGUUCCUAAUCAUGUUUGCCUCUCUCAUUGCAUCGAUCUGGGUCUUGUUUGGAGCUUAUGUUGCCCUGGGGCAUCCUGUGUAUCCUGGAUUGUCUGUGUUCUUCCAGAACUUGUUAAUAUUUUUUAGUUCUAUUAUCUACAAGUUUGGACGAACUGAAGAUUUAUGGGGUUAAGCUGUGCCAACCAUUUGAACUAAACACUGAACUUUCUCUUUGCACUCUUAUUCCUUUUGGGACCUCAGUUAUACUUCAGUAAAAACUGGACUGAAUUUUCUUAAUACUGCACAAAUCCAUAAUGCCUUUUCAAGUUAGCCUGGCCUUCUAUUACUUAUGUGCAUCAUGUAAAACUGUUCAGUAUGUCCUUUAAAUCAGUUUAAAUCAAUAAGUUGGAAAGUUAGGGCUAGAACCAAAUCCUGGAACGUGUUUUUGUCUUUAAUUUAGUAUUUUAUAUGUUUAUAUCAGGUAUGUACUGCAAAAAGAUAUCUUGGUACAUGAAAAUAUUUUGAAUACAGGCAAAUUUAUGUACUAUUUAUAUUAUAUGCCAUAAUUACAUAUUAUACCCUAUUCAACCUGUGUACUGUUUCAAUCAUGUAAGAGACCUCUCACAUUCCACACCAUUAAAUCUGACUAAUUAAGUCAUCGCUAAUCAUAUACAAUGUGUGUAAAUGAAACUUAAUUGUUGCUAAACAGGCUGUGGAAUUUGUUAAAUAAAAAGUUAUUUGUGUCA